UUUGUAAACAUUUCAAAUCAUCAAAUAAUUAGGCAAUUAUUUAAUUAGACAAAAUGUUUUUUAUUUAAAUAAAUUAUAAAAUUUACCAUAAACAUUUUUAUAUUUUUGAUCAAUUUCAAUAAUACUCAAUAAUUGAUAUUAUUUUAUCCUGUAGGUUAUAUUUAUAACCUACACAAUAUAUUAGAUAGAUAAAUUUUAAAAGUUUAAAUAAAAAAAUGUCUGAAGAUAAUUACAGAGAGAAAAUAUUUUUAUUCGAAUUUCCAACUUGCACCACUGGUCAAAAGUACUCACUAGAAAUUCCAUUGAAAAUUCCAUACAGUGGAUCAAUUAAAGAAUUGACAUAUCGAGUAAUGAGUGCAUUUAAAUUGCCAUGUUAUGUUGAGAAAGAUUUAUUAUAUUCUCUGGAGGAAAAAGUAAAAGAGUGGACGCAAAAUUAUUACGAUGAACGGGAUGAAAAGCAGAUAAAGUCAGCGCAGAAUGGAGAAGUCGAUGUUGAAAAAAUAAUUAAAAAUUGGGAAAAAGCUUACAGAGAAAAAACAGCCGAGUACGCGCAGCCCAUGGGUACAAGCGAUGAAGAAUUAUUUGCAGCGGCUUAUCACAAGCUCGUUCACUCGCCGUCUUUGGAACCGAUUUUACAAGCAGAGCAUAAAUAUGGCAGAGAUGUUACUGAAGUUAUACAGAUUAAAAACUCCGAAUACGAACAACUGACGCAAAAACAAACUGAAGAAAUGCGAGUGGCGGUUGAAAAAUUAGAAUUAGGAUCAACGGAAAAAUCAAUAAAUGAAAUGGCAGCGAGACAUUUUGAAGAACAAAGUUUACUACAGGGUCAUUGGGGAUCGAGAAUAGAUGCGUUAAAAUUGGAACAACGUCGACAGUAUCGUAAUUGGAUUAUGAGAUUACUUGAGGAGCAACAGACUAAUAUGUUACCGACUCCAGUCGGAUCGCCGGUAGUACCCAUGCCAUUUGUACCAGAAAUUACCGAGACAGUGGAUACUAAGGAAAAAAUAAAAGCAUCUGAUUAUCCGCAGUUAGAAGAAAGUUUUACAAUCCAUUUAGGAUCACAAAUGAAACAAAUGCAUAACAUACGAAUUCUAACCGGCGACGUACUAGACUUUUGUCGCACUAAAAAUAAUGCAUCGAGCAUGGAACCAACUCCUCAAAGACUGCAGACAGCCUUAGGAUUAUACUCAAACGACCUUUGCGGUAUUGUCGUACUAAGUGACAAUCACUUAGGAAGUUACUCAGGCAUCACUAAAGAAUUAUCAACUAUAUGCCAACUGACAACGGAAUUUCAUUUUCCUUCAAUGGAAGAGCAGUUGGAAAAAAUACGGGAUGAUGUAAAAGAAGCUGUCGCCUGGCGACAAGCUCAUCAUAAAGAUACUAAUGAUUUACCAGUUAAAAAGUCAGCGUCAAGUAAAUCAUUGCAGACUGGAGAUGUUUUUAUUACGAGACAUUCUAAUUUAGCUCAGGUUCACGUUAUUUUUCAUAUGGUUAUUAACGAUUCAUUGAGAUCAGGAGAUAUAAAUUCACGUCAUCCAGCAAUAUUAGGAUUGAGGAAUAUUUUAAAAACAGCAUGUUGCAAUGACGUAACAACACUUACUAUUCCUGUGUUGCUAGUCCACGAAAUGACAGAAGAUAUGACUGUCGCGUGGUGCACAAAACGUGCUGAGCUUGUAUAUAAAUGUGUGAAAGGUUUUAUGAUUGAAAUGGCAUCUUGGGGAGGUGCCGAACUCAAAAAUUUACAAUUUCUCGUUCCCAAAGGAAUGUCCGAAGAAGUUUUUGCUACUCUUGCAACAAUGUUGCCUAGUAUUUUUCGUGUUUCUAAUCCAUUGGUGUUCAAAGUUACCAAUGCGCCAGUUACACCAAAAAAAUAAUUCACUAAAAAAUUUUGGUGUAAAAAUGGCCCCCGAGAACUUUACACGACCGUGUAGUAUGAAUUUCACACCAAAAUUUCUACACUGAGUCUAAAAAUUUUUUAAAGAGUAAUUAUGUAUGCCGCUAGUUUUUUUUUUUAAUUUGAAUAAAAGUUUUUUCGUAAUUUUAAAAAUAUUUAACACUUAGGCCUAAUUAAAUUUUUUAUCUAAAUAAUUUUAAACAAGUUCUUACUGACUUUGAGAAAAAUCUUUUUAUUAUUCCCACGGCAAUAAUUUUAAAAAUGAACUUUCCGAGUACAUUUGCUGUCAAAAUUUUAAGCUUAAAAUUUUUUCAAAUUUUAAUGAAAAAAAAAUUUUUUAAAUAUAGCGGUCAUUUAAAAAUACUGACGAUGAAACUCUGAAUAAAUAAUUAAGUAUUAUAACGAAAUUAUUAAAAAUGUAAAU
Messenger RNA from Microplitis demolitor, 2318 nucleotides. Its product is annotated as protein C12orf4. Gene Ontology annotation, cellular component: cytoplasm. NCBI's taxonomy places the organism in Eukaryota, Metazoa, Arthropoda, Insecta, Hymenoptera, Braconidae. The coding region runs from base 216 to 1874 and encodes 552 amino acids. The transcript has 9 exons. The record is from RefSeq and is a predicted model, not a curated record.